UGAGACUCCUCCAUCGCGUACUUGCUCUCUCGCCUCAACUCCACUUUUAGGGUUUCGCUUCGCAGCGCCACAGAGCCAUGGCGAAGGCGUGGGGCGGUGGCUCAUGGGCAGUCGAGGCCGAGCUCGCGGACCAGGAGGCCAAGGAGCGCGAGGCCGCCGUUUACAAGGCGCCGGGCGGCGUGAAGGAGGAGGCGUUCCCCUCGUUGGGGGAGUCGCUGACCACGAAGCCCUCCAAGAAGAAGAACAAGCCUCAGACGCUGUCGAUCUCGGAGAUUAUGACCGGGAAGUAUGUCGGUCCUGGUGGCAAGCAGCGGAGCUCGUACACGGAGAGCCAGAAGCUGACACCGCAGGAGUUGAUGUUGCUACCCACCGGACCGCGCGAGCGAACGGACGACGAGGCGCCAGCCGGUGGGCUCGGGGGCGGGUUCAGGGAUUACGGGGGGAACCGCGGGGGAGAUAGAGGCGACAGGGGUGGCGAUAGAGAGGAUCGCCGUGGAGGAUUCGGUGGAGGGUACGGGGGCGACCGAGAUAGGGAUAGGGGAGAAGGCGGCUAUGGUCGCGACAGGAGCAGGGAGCGCGACGAUGGACCCUCUCGCGCUGAUGCGGAUGACAAGUGGGGCGCGGCGAAGAAGUUUGUGCCGUCGCUGCCGAACGACCGCGGCAGCGAGCGCGGUCACGAUAGGGGUGGAUACGAGGAGGAUCGCGGGCGCGGCGGGAGAGUGAGCGACCGGGACAUGCCUUCGCGUGCGGACGAGGUGGACAACUGGGGGUCGACGAAGAAGUUUAUGCCCGCGCCUGCGCCAACGGGCGGUGAUGGGUACAGCGAGCGAAGGUCGAGUGGCAGAUAUGACGAGCGGAGGGUGAGCAUGGGAGGGUUCGAGGACCACCCUCGCGGUGGAGAUCGGGACCUGCCGUCUCGCGCGGACGAGGUGGACAACUGGGGCAAGAGUAAGAAAUUCGUGCCAAGUGCUGCUCCGCCAAGCCGGGGUAUGGGGAGCGGAUUCGACUCGACAUACAGGGAGGCUGGUGCGGAUGCCGAUCGGUGGGCACGGAAGGACCCUGUAGCUCGAGAUCCGGAGCAGCCUCGGAUGUCCGAGAGGCCCCGGCUGAAGCUGGCGCCACGGAGUGUGCCUUUGGACAGUCCACCCCGGCCCAGCUCAGCCGACGUGAACGGGGAGAAGGGUGGAGGCGGCGGGUUGGAGGGUGAGCAGCAGUCAUCUCCAGCACAGAAGCCGAAGCCGCGUCUGAAUCCUUUUGGGGCGGCUCGGCCUCGGGAGGAGAUAUUGGCGGAGAAGGGGCAGGACUACCGGAAGAUCGACGCAGAACUGGAGGUGCCUCGGGAGAGGUUCGGAAGGCCGGGGAGCAGUCACUCGACCCGGCCUGGGAGCAGUCAGUCCACGCGGGUUGGGAGCCGACCAGGAACCCCCGGGGGUGUGUCGAGCAGACCUCAGACCCCAGACGUGCCUCGAGCGAGAGCUGGUUCAAUUGGCGAGGCACGACCGAGGGACAUGAACGUGAUCGAGGAGAGGGGCAAUGACUCGCAGACGCUGAACGUGGAUCUGGAACGGCAGCUUGCUUCGGAGAGUGGUAACGAGGGCCUGGAUUAAAGUGCUUCUAGUUUUGAAGUGUAAUUGUCGAGGUGUUAAAUUUCCUGAGACGUAUUUAGUUUCAUCUAACGUUAUAUUCUGCAAUGGAGUAUGUAAGCCCACAAAUUUUCGGAUAGGUAAUUAUGCAAUGAUCAAUAUAAUGGUCACUAUAGAGAUUACUUAGGUUUUGACGUUCCCUGCAGUCGAGAGCUUUGAACCGCUAGUGUUUACGGCUGCGAUAUUACGGGACAACUGUGAUUUUGUGGGUGCUGUAGGCAGUCUUAGGUCUUUUGUAACCUUAGUUACCUUCUUUACUUUAAUUUAUUAAAAUUUGGCGACCAGAAAUAACGUUCGUUCUGGGUCGAAAGGUAUAUUA
Physcomitrium patens is the source of this 1962-nucleotide messenger RNA. Lineage: Eukaryota; Viridiplantae; Streptophyta; Bryopsida; Funariales; Funariaceae. The record is from RefSeq and is a predicted model, not a curated record.